Molecule: messenger RNA, 2569 nt
Organism: Hibiscus syriacus
Lineage: Eukaryota; Viridiplantae; Streptophyta; Magnoliopsida; Malvales; Malvaceae
Exons: 13
Coding region: 166-2391 (741 amino acids)
Source: RefSeq, a predicted model, not a curated record
CUGUUAAUUAACAGAGAGAAACUCACAAAGUACCGCGAAACGAAUCAGCUGCUAAACACCAUUUGCUGCCAAAAAAACGCAGAGAUCCCAUCUUUGAAGUGAACCGAUUUCCUCCAAAUUCAGUUUCUUUUUCUGUUUUGUUUUUGUCUAAUUUUGGUGUUGAGAAUGGCGGAAGGCUUUGCAAAGGCGGUGGAAGAGGGGCUAAAUCUAGCGAAACGGGUACACUCGGGUAAAGAUAGAGAACCGAUGGCGGCGCCGAAGCCACCGCAGCCUCCCAUGCAGGCGAUGCCCGAUUGGUACUUGCCCUCGGCUCCGAUGGUGUACGCGGUUAUAUCUGACCCGAGGAUUGUUGACAACCCGGAUAUGCCGAGCUACCAGCCUCACGUGCACGGCAGGUGCGAUCCGCCUGCUUUGAUUCCUCUCCAGAUGAACGGAGUCGAGCUCGAAGUUGAUUGCUAUGUGGAUAUUGCUUUUGUUCAAGUUUCGGGUCGAUGGAGGGUCCAUUGCGUUAUGGGUAGCCGUUCUUGUGAUUGUCGGAUUGCAGUCCCCAUGGGAAACCAGGGUACAAUUCUAGGUGUGGAGGUUGAUCUUCCCGGGAAAUCAUAUUCCACUGGACUGAUCGGAGUAGAAGAAAGUAAGGUUAUUCAGAAGCUAGCAAGACCACAAGAUGGAGGCUUUUUGCAGCCACACAUAUUUACUUUAACCAUACCGCAGGUUGAUGGAGGUACUAAUAUCGGAAUUAAGCUUUGUUGGUCUCAGAAAUUGUCAUACGAGGGGGAAUUUUCUUUAACCGUGCCCUUUAGUUUUCCCGAUUACGUUACGCCGGUUGUGAAUAAGAUUUCAAAAAAAGAAAAGAUACAGUUGAAUGUUAACUCUGGUUUUGCAGCUGGAAUCUUGUGCAGGGCGUCUAGUCAUCCUUUGAAGGAAACAAAACGCCAGGCCGAGAAGUUUUCUUUCUUGUAUGAAGCAGAAGUUAUCACUUGGUCGAAUACCGACUUCAGUUUCUCUUACAGUGUCUCUUCUGGUAACAUAUUCGGAGCAGUCCUUUUGCAAUCUCCGCCUUUAUAUGAUCGUGACCAAAGGGAUAUGUUUUGUGUUUAUCUAUUACCUGGAAGUCAGGAGAGUAGGAAGGUGUUCAAAAAGGCGGUUGUGUUCGUUGUUGAUAUAAGCGACAGCAUGCAAGGGAAGCCACUUGAGGCUACCAAGUCUGCAGUAUCUUCUGCCCUGUCUAAACUCGGUCCGGACGAUUCAUUCAACAUUAUAGCAUUCAGUGGUGAAACUUCUCUAUUUUCAACAGCCAUGGAGUUGGCUUCCGAGGAAGCAAUUGAAAGGGCGACUACUUGGAUGAGCAUGAAAUCUACUAUGGGUGGCUGUACUAAUAUGUCACUUCCACUAGAGAAGGCAUACGAGAUGCUAUCAAACACUACCGGUUCCGUUCCUAUGAUUUUUCUCACCACUGAUGGGGCAGUCGAAGAUGAGAGAAACAUUUGUGACAGGAUGAAAAAGCUUUCGACAAACAAAGGAUCACUGUCGCCACGCAUACAUACUUUCGGCAUAGGUUCGUUCUGUAAUCAUUAUUUCCUGCGCAUGCUUGCCUCGAUCUGCCGGGGAGAUUUCGAUGCCACUUGUGAUCUAGGUUUAAUUGAGGUUCAGAUGCAAAAAUUAUUCAGUAAAGCAUUGUCUACCAUUCUUGCCGAUAUAACCGUCAAUUCAUUCAAUGAUAAUGAACAAAUAGAGUUGUACUCUUCAAGCAUUCCCGAUCUUUCCUUCGAAAGACCGUUGACGGUAUGCGGGAGGUACCGAGGAAGUUUUCCCAACACCCUUGAAGCAAAUGGUAUAUUAGGAGAUUUGAGUAACUUUGUCAUGGGCCUGAAGGUAGUCAGGCCUAAGGACAUACCUCUUGACAGAGUGUUAGCAAGACAGCAGAUUGAUCUACUCACUGCUCAGGCAUGGUUCUCGGAGAAUAAACAGCUUGAGCAAAAGGUUGCACAAUUGAGCAUAGAGACCUGCAAUAUCUCCGAGUAUGCUCGAAUGGUCCUACUUGAAAAAAAUAAACGAGAAAAAGCAAACGAAUCUUCUGGAGAGAUAAAGGCAUCCGGAUUGCUUCAAAGCCUUUCGGUCGGCUUCGGUGACGUGAUCGCAACAGCCGAGAACAUCCAUCCAGGAGCCGAAGAACAAAAACUACCCGAUGCAGCGGAAGCUUUCAUGAAGGCGACUUCGGAUUGCUGCGGACGGAUGUGUAAUCUCUGCUGUUGCAUGUGCUGCAUUCAGUGCUGUUCGAAUAUGAAUAAUCAGUGUGCCAUUUUAUUGACACAGAUAUUCACUGCUUUGGCAUUCAUCGGUUGCCUUGAAUGCUGCACACUGUGCUGUUGUGGACAAAGUGGACAAUAGAAAGCAGUUCUCUGAAAGGACAGCAUCUUUGUAUUCGUAUUUGUAUUCGUGUAUAUCGUGUAUUUGUAUUCGUGUAUAUCGUGUAUUUGAAUGUGUAUAUCGUGUAUUUGUAUUCGUGUAUAUCGUGUAUUUGUAUUCGUGUAUAUCUUUGGUAUAAAGGAAAAGACAUGUUUAUGUA